Schistocerca nitens (vagrant locust) is the source of this 600-nucleotide messenger RNA. RefSeq lists its product as uncharacterized. Gene Ontology annotation, molecular function: olfactory receptor activity; odorant binding. The coding region runs from base 1 to 600 and encodes 199 amino acids. Gene Ontology annotation, biological process: detection of chemical stimulus involved in sensory perception of smell; sensory perception of smell. The transcript has 3 exons. NCBI's taxonomy places the organism in Eukaryota, Metazoa, Arthropoda, Insecta, Orthoptera, Acrididae. The record is from RefSeq and is a predicted model, not a curated record. Gene Ontology annotation, cellular component: plasma membrane.
AUGGGACGCUUCAGUGUGGACAGUGAGUCGCUGGUGGGUCCUGGAGCUGGUCUGAUGCAGCUGAUGGGAAUCUGGCAGCCACAGGAAGCUACCUCCCGCUUCCUGUCUACCCUAUCCGGCUUCGUGACACUCGUCUUCAUCGCUUUCGUCGCGAUCAGCGCAGCUCUCAAGCUCUGCGUCGACACUCCUGAAGAGUUGGAAGACGUCGCACAUUGUUCUUUUGUCGCUCUCAUUUGCAGCGUUGUCGUGGUGGCCGCUUUGAUCGAGUGGCUGUCGUCGCCGCUGGUGUCCCGAGCUGUUCUGGGGGACGACGAAAGCAGCCGGCAGCUCCCGCUGCCCAUCUGGUUACCUUUCGAUGCCUACGUGUCACCCACUUACGAGAUUGUGUACGCUGCUCAGUCUGUUGGCCUGACUGUCGCUGCUGAGUGUACUGCUUGCAUUGACAUUUUCUUCGUCCACACGAUGCAGGUGACUGGGGCAGAGUUUGAAGUUUUAAGCGACAACUUUUCUGCUUUGCAGAAGAACCAUGAGCAGAACAACGACAUGAUUCUCAGGAAUGGACUCUCAGUGAAGGCACAACUAAAGGACAGACUUACUUAA